Trichomonas vaginalis G3 is the source of this 408-nucleotide messenger RNA. RefSeq lists its product as uncharacterized. The transcript has a single exon. The record is from RefSeq and is a predicted model, not a curated record. NCBI's taxonomy places the organism in Eukaryota, Parabasalia, Trichomonadida, Trichomonadidae. Bases 1 to 408 code for a protein of 135 amino acids.
AUGGAUUCAUGCACAAAGGAAUUUUAUGAUAACCUUUUAACAUAUUUUAUCAAUUACGACCUUUCAUCAUUUAAUGUACGAAUCAUACCGAUGACUGAAGCCAAACAAGAUUUAAUAGAAUUAUCAACAAAUCCUUUAGAUGUAUGGAUAAAUACACAUUAUGAUGAAUUGUGUGCAGGUAUGAUAUGUAAAAAUGCUCUAUUCUGCAAACCAUCAGACAUGAAAGACAAGAAUUUCCAAAUGAGCAUUAAGGAUAAAUGUGAUAGGAAACAGAGAAGAAUAGACGAUAAACAAACAUGGUGUUAUGUUUUGAAAGAAGAAAUGAAAGGAUUAUAUAAACAGGUUGAACCAAACGAUAAUGAGGAUUCAUUUACUGACGAUGAAAUACCUGUAAAUGAUGCUUUAUAA